Messenger RNA from Filobasidium floriforme, 1980 nucleotides. RefSeq lists its product as uncharacterized. Gene Ontology annotation, molecular function: metalloendopeptidase activity. Bases 1 to 1980 code for a protein of 659 amino acids. The record is from RefSeq and is a predicted model, not a curated record. Gene Ontology annotation, biological process: peptide metabolic process; proteolysis. The transcript is spliced from 6 exons. NCBI's taxonomy places the organism in Eukaryota, Fungi, Basidiomycota, Tremellomycetes, Filobasidiales, Filobasidiaceae.
AUGUCAUCAGCUUACAACUUCACCUUUGACGGAACAGUUGAUCUCAACACUUACCAUACAGAGUGGCAAGCCAAGUUGAAGCAGCUUGAAGAGGAACUGGAGCUUCUCAAGAAGUUUGAAGGUGUACCCACUGCUGGAGACUGGGGUUCACGCUUUGACUCUGUCAUCAGCCAAGGAACUGAAGGAGCAAACACAGGAGGACUUUUCAAGAAUGUCCAUCCCAACAAGGAGUUCCGUGAUGAAGGUGCUGCAGCUGAUGAUGCAUUUGAGAACUUCCACUCCUCUGUCGAGAAGGAUCCUAUUCUUGCUUCCCUUGUCCAACGCAUGACUUUUGUCAACCCUGCCAUCGACCCACAUGAGCAGCGGUUUGUGCAAAGAUGGCAGACUAUCUACAAGGAGUCUGGGGCUACUUUGGCAGAGGACAAGCGGGCUCAGCUGUUAAGUCUGGACAAGCACUUGACAGAGCUCCGCACCCAAUACUCUCAAAACAUCAACAAUGGGCAAAGAGAUUGGCUGGUCUCUGUUGAUGACCUUGAGGGUAUGCCAGAGGACUUCAUGAAGUCCCAUCCAGCCAAUGAGGAAGGCCAUGUCAAAUUGACCACCCGAUAUGCCGAUGUCUUCCCGGUGCUGAUGUACUGCAAGAGCGAUGAAACAAGACGCAAGACACAGUAUGAGUACCGUGCAAGGUGUCCAGAGAACAUCAAGAUCUUGCAGGAGAUCAUUGAAGGAUCACAGGCUUAUGCACAAAUCCUGGGUUACCCCAACUAUGCAGCACUCUCUCUUGAGGGCCGCCUUGCACUGAAGGGCCUUGACAAGGUCAACAAAUUCAUUGACAAUAUUGUGGCCAUCUCCAAAGAUCGAGCUGAUCAAGAGAAACAAGCACGUGCUCAGGUCUAUGGAACCAAAGAUCUCAUGACAUGGCAAGCAAGCUUUGCCAAAGAGAUCCUCUCACGCCGCCUCUUCUCUGGAUUUGACAGCGGCCAGCUCAGACCAUACCUGCGGGUUGGAAACGUCCUGCCUCAGAUCGCCUUGCUGAUUCAGGAGCUCUUUGGAGUACGGUUCCAACACCAACCAGAUGUGAAGUCUUGGACAGAGACUGGAGUUGAAUGUUAUGAUGUGUAUGAUGAUGAUGAUGGAAGAUUGAUGGGAAGACUCUACACAGAUCUUCACCCACGGGACAACAAGUACAGCCAUGCAUGUGUUUCUACCAUAAGGAAGGCAUACAACAGAAGCAACCUGCCUGAAGUUGUUUUGUUGGCCAAUGUUCCGCAGGGAGAUGAUGCCUUACUGACCUAUGGAGAGGUCUCCACCCUCUAUCAUGAGUAUGGUCAUGUGAUUCAUGGGCUAUGUGCUACACAGAGUGUGUAUGGGAACCUCAACAACCUGACCGUGGAAACAGACUUUGUUGAAGCACCAUCUCAAUUCCUUGAACGGCACAUGCUGGAACCUGAAGUUCUCAAGCGUCUGGCAAUCAACAAGGACGGUCAAGUCAUACCUGAUGACCUGAUCAAGAAGCUUCAAGAUUCUCAACAACUUGGAGACGGCAUGCAGACAAUGACACAGAUGACUUUUGCUCGAGCCGCUGUGAUGUUCUUCAGCAAGGCUAUGGUUGAUGGGAAGUAUCCUGGCUCACUUCUUGAAGAUUGGAAGGAUCUUUUGGAAGAACAUGACAUUUUUGGUUACACUGAAGGAGACUGUUUUCCGGCCACGUUUGGUCACCUUGCCUCGACUGGGUAUGGUCCCAAGUACUAUGGCUACAUGCAUGCCCAAGCCAUCUGUGAUGAGUUUUUUGAAGCCUUCAGAGCUGCUCCUGGCGGCUUGUUGGACAAGGAGAUGAGCCGUCGAUACAGGCGUACCAUUCUUGAACCUGGCAGUACCAAAGAUGCCACAGAGAUGGUCACAGAGUUCCUUGGACGGCCCUUCACACUUGAUGCAUUCAAAGCUCGAAUCUCCAGGAAGUUGGAUCUCAGCGCGCUUUGA